AGGACGACGAGCCCGUCCUCGGCAGCCACCGGGCCGAGCUGCUCGGCCCUCCGCCGCAGAUGUACGCCGUGCGGGUGCCCGCUCGGCGCGCCCUCAGCUGCAGCACCGACUGCCUGCUGAAGCUCUGGGACCUGGAGCGGGGCAGGUGCGUGCGGACGAUGCAAGGCCACGGAGACGGGGUCACCAGCCUGGCGGUCGACUGGGGCACGCGGUGGGCGCUCAGCGGAUCCCACGACUGCACACUCAGGCUCUGGGACCUGGACCACCAGAUCUGCGUGCGGACCAUAGAGAGCCCAGAGCACCCAGCCUUCUGCCUCGCGUUCGACCACGGCGCUGGCCGCGCACUCACCGGCUCCUGGGACGCCAGUGUGAAGUUGUGGGACCUGGAGCGGGCGGCCUGCCUGCGCACGCUCAAAGGCCACGCUGGCAUGGUGACCUGCGUCGCCAUGCAGUGGUCCCAGAGGCGCGCGCUCAGCGGCUGCUCCGACGG
Molecule: messenger RNA, 490 nt
Organism: Prorocentrum cordatum
Lineage: Eukaryota; Dinophyceae; Prorocentrales; Prorocentraceae
Source: the annotation of a GenBank genome assembly